AUGAAGUUUUACCCUAAUCUGCAGAUGGAUAAACAUUUUGCAUUUCGAAGGUCGUUGGGUCGAAGUAGAACGCUGAUAGAUUUGACUAACACGUUCUUGAAGCAUAAUUUUCUGAAGCACACAAAAAUCAAGACCACUUUGCAACAUCCCUGGAUCAAAGAAGGCAAUGUCAAAAUGUCCACGGAUGUGGCCAUAGCAAACGAAACGAUCACGGCCAGUAUAAGCGAACCAAUAGUAACAGAGACUUCAUUGAGUAUCUGCAUUUCAUUACCAGUUUCCGGAAUACAAGAAAUCAAUUAG
Molecule: messenger RNA, 300 nt
Organism: Macrosiphum euphorbiae (potato aphid)
Lineage: Eukaryota; Metazoa; Arthropoda; Insecta; Hemiptera; Aphididae
Source: the annotation of a GenBank genome assembly